UCCCAAUGAGUGUGCACGCUACCUGGAGACUCUCAAGAGCUACGAGAACAAGCCGGCAAACGGCAUUCAAGAGCGGGUGGACAGUGAUUAUAUCUCCCGGCUCACCAGUGCCCUCACCUCCAUCCGCCAUGUCAACAAAACCGAUGCUCUUACUUUGGGGACUAACUUUGGGACACUGGCCAAUAUCAUGGGGGCAUCAAUGGACGACCUCUCGCGGUGCCCUGGGAUAGGAGAGAAGAAGGUGAGUGCAUGUGCUGGUGUGGUGGUGUGCGGUACAGAGGUGUAUGUGUCAACACCAUGCUCCCACCUGAUCAGACUUUGGCCAAUAUUAUGGGGGCUUCAAUGGACGAGCUCUCUCGGUGCCCAGGGAUAG
Messenger RNA from Closterium sp. Naga37s-1, 373 nucleotides. NCBI's taxonomy places the organism in Eukaryota, Viridiplantae, Streptophyta, Zygnematophyceae, Desmidiales, Closteriaceae. The record is from the annotation of a GenBank genome assembly.